This is a messenger RNA of Daphnia pulex (common water flea), 2513 nucleotides long. RefSeq names its product zinc metalloproteinase nas-4-like. Gene Ontology annotation, molecular function: metalloendopeptidase activity; zinc ion binding. The transcript has 11 exons. Gene Ontology annotation, biological process: proteolysis. The record is from RefSeq and is a predicted model, not a curated record. Lineage: Eukaryota; Metazoa; Arthropoda; Branchiopoda; Diplostraca; Daphniidae. Bases 1446 to 2246 code for a protein of 266 amino acids.
UUGUCUUUUCGUCGCAAACUGUGGCUCUGGCUCCCAUUAGUAGAGGGCGUUCAGUUCGCUAAGCUGGGUUGGUCUGCGCACAGUGAAGAGGCGGCGACAUAUUUUGUGGCGCUCUGUCAUUGGUGGGUUCCCUCAUCAUAUAUGUCUAAUAACAUGUUGCGUUCGUUAUUCUUUGCAUGACGCAGGUUCUCUCGAGUGACAUCCGUUUACUGCAGACUGAAACGUUUCGAAAUAUGUCAGAACGUCUGGUUCAGGUUCUUCGACUGUAUGUUGGGUGAAUCACAGGUUUGUUGCCGAUGGGAAAAUAUUCCGAAUAGAUUGUCAUGUGAGAUUAUAUGCUGAGGUUUUGGGCUACUGAUGAUUGCCAGACGCUCAAUGACGUCAAUCAGGAAAAUGACACACCAUGGACAAACUAUUUGCAAGUUUAUAGCGCUUUGCGGGACCGAGGCUACAGCAGCAGGGAAACAGCUGGAUGUUUAUCUAUACCAUAACAUUUCAUAUUUUUCGAAACUAUGGAGGAAAAAAAUGGGCACACAUGUGCGGCUGCUGGUUGAAAUCCAACUUGCGCAGAUUGCUAUCAAAUCGGAUUAGGCUACGGGCUACUGAUUGCUGCACGCAACCCUUUUUGCCGCGAGUGGACUUAUUUUUGUGACUCUAUGCCCGUUAAAUUAUAUAUUAUAAAAAUUACUUCAAGAAUAUGACAAAAUGAUUUCGCAAACAAACAACCCAACCCAUAAAAUAAAGUUUUAACUGAAUUCUGUUUUUUUUAACAAAUUGAUAGAUUGAUAGACUGGUGCUGGUGGAGUGGUGGUAGACUGGUAGGUAAUAAAUGAAAAAAAAUGAUUGACCAGAUAGAUUCAUCUGAAGUUCAAACUCAAAAUAAAAUGAUAUUGUGUGGAAGAAGAAAAACUGGCCAUGCCAACAAGUUGGAACUUUUCUUUGUCUAUGGAGGAUACACAUUUCUUCUGUGAAAAUGUUUAGCGUAUUACACAAAUGUCUUUUUCUUAAAAGUGCUAUCUGCGUGCAGGUGAGUAAGAAUCAGGCUACAUCUAUUUGUUUGAUGGCAGAUGGCUGUUUUCAGAAUUUUAUCUGAAUCGAUGACUAUAUUGGAGACCAUGAGACCAAUUCAGGUAUCACCUAAAUGGCCGUGAGAUGCAAAAAAGAAGCCUUUCAUGUGGAGAUGUGUUAACUAUACCAAGGGGUAGGUGCAACUGAAUUUGAUCCAACGGGUAAUAGCUUUGCGAGUUGCGAUGCCGUUCAACCCCUCCCCCCGGCCCCGUAGUGCGUUACAUGCAGGCCCAAAUAUGCACCAAUAGCCUCACUUCAAAUAGGUACAACUGGGUUUAAAAAGCAGUCGUCUCAGUACUUGAUACCAACAGUUGAACUGCAGAACUGUAGUUGAACUUAUCUCGAUUGAUAGCUGCUCAUCGUUUUUAAGGUGGAAAAUGCAAAUGAAAGCGGCGACAAUUCUGACUGUCCUUUGGUCCUUCUGCUGGAUGAUCCAAAGCAUCGCAGGCAACCCCGUUAUUCAUAAACCAUCAGAAAUGAGACAAUCGGCGGGAUACGGACCCCCACUGACUGAAGCUGAGUUCAAUUGCAUACCAACGUUCGGUAAAUCGGCAACCCACCACAAUUAUUCCCUGGGAAAUGAUAUCAUGCCGUUUCCUGGUAAACAUGCCAAGUUGAGGUCAAAAUGGCCCAGUAAUUUCAUCCCCUACGAAAUCGACUCAACUUUUGAUGCGAAAGGUCGGUGCGCAAUUGCCAAUACCAUGAACGCAUUUCACAAGCACACAUGCAUCCGAUUUUAUCCGCGAAAAGAUGAAGUCGACUACGUUCAGAUCAACAGAUUGAACGAGACCGGUUUUAGGUGUUAUACAUUGGGUAUCGGUUACUCUGAAAAAAUAGGGGCCCACACGGUCUACCUUACCCCGGCCUGUUACAAUUCGGAAACGGGCACCGUGGUGCACGAGCUUAUGCAUCGCGUCGGCUUUAGACACGAACACACUCGUCCUGAUCGCGACAAUUAUAUUAAUAUUAUUUGGGCAAACAUUGAUCCGAAAGGGCAUGCACAGUAUUCUAUUCCAACUGAUUCAGAACUAAUUCUGAGUUACGACUACGGUUCCGUGAUGCACUACCCAUUGGGUGAUAGCAUGACAGCCAAAAAUAAUGUCAAACUUGCCAAAAUAGGACAGCGAUACGGUUUAAGUAAGCUGGACAUUAUGAAACUCAACCGGAUGUACUGCUAAUAAGCUGUAAACAGCGUCUCGUUUUUCGCUUCUUGCCGACUGCAACGAUACAAGAAUCUCGAUUGAAGACGUCAUCAUUCCCCAAAUAUCUAUUUGUUUGUGCAUGUUUUGUUAAACGUCACAUAUACAAAUCUUUAUGGCAUUCCUAAUUUUACCAUGUUUUUUGGUGCAGGGUUUUUUCGCUUUUUACUUGAAUCUUUCUUUCCUUUUACGCACAAAUUCUAAAUGUAUCUGUAAUACAUGGACGAAGUGAUUGGCUGCACUUGA